Molecule: messenger RNA, 2286 nt
Organism: Apaloderma vittatum (bar-tailed trogon)
Lineage: Eukaryota; Metazoa; Chordata; Aves; Trogoniformes; Trogonidae
Gene: YME1L1
Product: YME1-like 1 ATPase
Exons: 18
Biological process (GO): mitochondrion organization; protein quality control for misfolded or incompletely synthesized proteins
Cellular component (GO): mitochondrial inner membrane
Molecular function (GO): metalloendopeptidase activity; ATP hydrolysis activity; ATP-dependent peptidase activity
Source: RefSeq, a predicted model, not a curated record
GCUACCGUUCCUCUGAGUCACCUUAUCAAUGCCUUUCAUUCACCAAAAAGCUCCACCACAGCUGCCAGCACAGCAUCUGCACAGCCUGUCCAGAGGGACACCUCCCCAGAGCAUGAUCCUCAGAAGAGUGAGUCUGUACUUAAUUUGCGAGAUUUGGGAUUGUCUGAUUUGAAAGCUGGCCACUUCAAAGAGCUGGUGAGCAGGUUGCUUCCUGGCUACUGUGCAGAAAACAAAGUCUCUUCACAGUGGCAUACGUCGUACAUCUCUGCUGAGUCCUUUUUUGAAAAUAAGCAUGGUUUCGUGGAUGUUUUCAGCGCUUUACGCUCAUCUUGUUUGUACAGACAGCAUCCUAAUCCCCUACAACAUUUCUGUUCAGAUGUCCGGUCUUGGCCAGUUUACGUACAAUCACGAAACUUUAAAACUUUGAGAUCAAGAGCAAGACGUCUGCAGUCUACAUCUGAACAAUUCACAGAAACAAGAAAUACACUUUCUUCACUUUUGAAGGGUUUUAUCCUGAGAAAGCGAAGAAUUGAUGUUGAAAACUUAGAUACGCUAAUGAAAACAAAAAACAUCCCUGAGGCACACCAGGAGGCUUUCAAAACUGGUUUUGCAGAAGGCUUUUUGAAAGCACAGGUAUUCCUGCAAAAAACACUUGAUUCUUUAAGAAGAUCACGUUUGCUUUCUUUCUUCCUCUUCGUUCUUUGUUUUUAUCUUGCUAUAUAUUCAUCAUUUUUACCUGGGAAAGGUUCCUUUUCUGAUGCUGUACGCUUUCGAACAUCGAGUAUCUUUGAUGCAGCAGUUGAUCCAAUCCAGCUGAAAAAUGUCACCUUCGAACAUGUAAAAGGGGUUGAAGAAGCUAAACAGGAAUUGCAAGAAGUUGUGGAAUUUCUGAAAAACCCACACAAAUUUACUGUGCUGGGAGGUAAACUUCCAAAAGGUAUUCUCUUAGUUGGGCCACCUGGCACUGGUAAAACUCUUCUUGCACGGGCUGUAGCUGGUGAGGCUGAUGUUCCGUUUUAUUAUGCAUCUGGAUCAGAAUUCGAUGAGAUGUUUGUUGGUGUAGGAGCUAGUCGCAUCCGAAGCCUAUUCCGGGAAGCAAAAGCAAAUGCACCGUGUGUUAUAUUUAUUGAUGAGUUGGACUCUGUUGGUGGGAAGAGAAUCGAAUCUCCAAUGCAUCCCUAUUCGAGACAGACUAUUAAUCAACUUCUUGCUGAAAUGGAUGGCUUUAAACCUAAUGAAGGUGUGGUUAUUAUUGGUGCAACAAAUUUCCCUGAAGCAUUAGAUAAUGCUUUAAUACGUCCUGGUCGCUUUGAUAUGCAAGUUACUGUUCCCAAGCCUGAUGUAAGAGGUCGUACGGAAAUUCUGAAGUGGUACCUUAAUAAAAUAAAGUAUGAUCCAUCUGUUGAUCCAGAAAUAAUUGCACGAGGCACAGUAGGAUUUUCUGGAGCAGAGCUUGAGAAUCUUGUAAAUCAAGCUGCCUUAAAGGCAGCUGUCGAUGGAAAAGAUAUGGUAACCAUGAAGGAACUAGAAUUCUCCAAGGACAAAAUCCUAAUGGGACCUGAACGUAGAAGUGUAGAAAUUGAUGAGAAAAACAAAACCAUCACUGCUUAUCAUGAGUCUGGACAUGCUCUCAUUGCAUAUUAUACCAAGGAUGCGAUGCCGAUCAACAAGGCUACAAUCAUGACACGAGGAACGACACUUGGGCAUGUAUCUCUGCUCCCAGAAAAUGACAGAUGGAGUGAAACUAAAUCCCAGUUGCUUGCACAGAUGGAUGUCUGUAUGGGAGGCCGAGUAGCAGAAGAGCUCAUAUUUGGAACUGAUCACAUCACAACAGGUGCUUCCAGUGAUUUUGACAAUGCUACUAAAAUUGCAAAACUGAUGGUGACUAGAUUUGGAAUGAGCGAGAAGCUUGGUGUUAUGACCUAUACUGAUACGGGGAAAGUGAGCCCUGAAACUCAGUCGGCAAUUGAACAGGAAGUAAGAACACUUCUACGGGACUCUUAUGAGCGAGCAAAGAACAUCCUGAAGACUCAUGCAAAAGAACACAAGAAUUUAGCAGAAGCUUUAUUGAAAUAUGAGACUUUGGAUGCCAAAGAAAUCCAAAUUGUUCUAGAGGGAAAGAAACUAGAAAUGAGAUGAUAACUUCUGGGAUACAGUUCCUGAUAAUUUGAAGAAUGUACAUCUCUCAGUGUUUGAAGAAUGUACAUCUAGCAAUGCAGUAGUCUUACGCAGCAUAGUCUUUUUUCCCUUCCUGCUGUGUGUAUGGCAUAGUGACACUUUAUUAUU